This is a messenger RNA of Brettanomyces bruxellensis, 657 nucleotides long. RefSeq lists its product as uncharacterized. The record is from RefSeq and is a predicted model, not a curated record. NCBI's taxonomy places the organism in Eukaryota, Fungi, Ascomycota, Pichiomycetes, Pichiales, Pichiaceae. The transcript has a single exon. Gene Ontology annotation, cellular component: Sec62/Sec63 complex. Gene Ontology annotation, biological process: post-translational protein targeting to membrane, translocation. Bases 1 to 657 code for a protein of 218 amino acids.
AUGUCGGACACAUCGUUUAAUAGCUCAAACUUCGCAUACGAAGAAGGAAACUUUACUUCAGGAGAAGGAAACUUCACAAACAGCACAACAAACGGCACAAGCACAGAGAAUAUUCAAUCAAAUGUGUCGAUAUACACACCUGUCACAUACAUAAUAACGUUGCUAGUUUUAUUGGCAACUUUCUCGAGCUUUUACAGAAAGAGGAAGGUGAACAAGUUGAGAUCGAUGAGUUCCUUAUUUGGAGAAAAUAGACCAAAGGAAAUGUAUCUCCAACUCAAAGCACAAGAGGAACCAAAGGUGAAUGAGAAGCUACUAAAGACAGCAUUGAUUCGCAGGGGUGCAGAGGCUGUUAGAAGACUGUUUAAGUUGAAGGAAUGUGAACCAUACAUGAAUAUACUUUAUCUGAAAGGCUAUAUUGGGGACGAAGAUCACGAAAGGAUGAAAAUACAGAAGAAGCUGAUUGAAGUUGAGUUGAGCGAGGUUGCAAUGGAGGCAGAAUCGUACAAGAAGGGUUGGUCCCAACAACUUUUCCCUGUCUGCCAAGAAACAACGAUGAAUGAAGCAUUGAGGAGAAGAUUGAAUGCAAUUAAGUCAAGAGAGGAGAAAUUGGGUAAGGAAUGGACAGUGGAAGAGAUUAAUAUUGGAAUAAAUAAAUGA